Setaria italica (foxtail millet) is the source of this 1526-nucleotide messenger RNA. Its product is annotated as glutamyl-tRNA reductase-binding protein, chloroplastic. Bases 132 to 1172 code for a protein of 346 amino acids. Lineage: Eukaryota; Viridiplantae; Streptophyta; Magnoliopsida; Poales; Poaceae. The record is from RefSeq and is a predicted model, not a curated record. The transcript is spliced from 12 exons.
CGAGGUUGCGGUUGCGGGCUUGCGGCUGCCUGUGCCGAGCGACCACCAAGCUGCCAGCGCGAGGCUCUCCGCUGUGUUCUCAGUCUACACGCGCACACCGGACCCCGCUCAGUUGCGCACGCGUGCACGCGAUGAUGCCCUUCCUGCUCACGCCGGGCGCCGCCCGCAUCGCCUCGGCGCCCUGCCCCUCGCCGUCAACGCUCUCGCGCCUACUCCUCCCGCUCCACCUACAAAUUAAUGGCCGGCACAACCACCACCACCGUCACCACGUCCACGCCUCCUCCACCCCCUCGCCUCUCGUCUACCCUCGCCUCCGCAACCGCCGCGGCCGAUUCUUCGCGUCCUCCCAGAUGGCGGCGCCAGCCGAUGCCCCCGGCGGAUCGGCUGAUGCGUUUGAGGUGAUCCGCGCUCACCAGGCAAAAGCUGCUCGGCUUCCUCCAGUUGAGGAAAUACGGACAAUUCUCGAUCAAAGUGUCAGAGGCGUUCUUGCCACCCAUUCUCAGGAGCAUGAUGGUUAUCCUUCUGGUUCAAUGGUUGAUUUUGCAUGUGAUCAGGAUGGUUCCCCCAUAUUAGCAGUGAGUAGUUUAGCAGUUCAUUCAAAGAAUCUCUCCGGAAAUCCUAAAUGCUCACUUCUUGUUGCCAAAGACCCUGAGGACAGAACAGAUACUGUAAUCACUGUAUAUGGUGAUGCUGUCCCUGUUUCUGAUGAACAAAAAGAUUCAGUGAGAAGUGCUUACCUACGAAGACAUCCUAAUGCCUUUUGGGUUGAUUUUGGUGACUUCAGUUUCCUGCGCAUUAAACCGAAAGCUGUGCGCUAUGUAUCUGGUGUUGCAACUGCUCUCCUUGGCUCUGGAGAAUUCAGUGCUGCUGAGUACAGGGAAGCAAAAGUUGACCCAAUAUCUCAAUUCUCGACUCCUAUUACAAGCCACAUGAAUAAGGAUCAUGCUGAUGAUACAAAGCUCAUUGUGCAACACUCAACCAAUGUUAAGGUGGAUUUUGCUUUUAUGCUGGAUGUGGAUAGCCUUGGGUUCAAUGUGAAGGCCGGUUAUGAUGGAAGUGUUCUGAAGUUGCGUAUUCCCUUCCCUAGGCAGGCGCAAGACAGGAAGGAUGUCAAGACACUAAUUGUGGAAAUGCUCCAAGCUGCAAAAGCCGCAUCCUCACAUGCCGAUUGAUGUCUAGUUCUGGAAGGUGAUGGAUCUCACGAAUGUAAAUGAAAGAUAGCUAGAUCAAAGAGCUCAGGCUUACAUUCAGCCGUUCUAUCAGUUGAAGAUGGAGCUACAAAAAAUGUGCAUUGCUUUGCUGUAUGUAGCAAACAACAACACGCGAAGCACUCCCAGAUAAACCAACGGAAAGCAGCUUGUAUCAUUGUAUGCAACUCUUUCGAACUGCCUGUUCAGCAAACAAACAACUGUCUUACUGGAAUGCUAUUGAUGUAGAAGGCUUAACCGCCGGCCAACUCGAGUGGCUUAACGAUAUACAAGGUCCUAUUAACUACGUUAUGAACUACUGUUCUUGUGAUUCGAUCA